Molecule: messenger RNA, 3408 nt
Organism: Linum trigynum
Lineage: Eukaryota; Viridiplantae; Streptophyta; Magnoliopsida; Malpighiales; Linaceae
Source: the annotation of a GenBank genome assembly
GUCCACAUGACGUCAAUGUGGCAUCCUCGUCAGUGUCUCGUUAAUGUAACUGAGGAAAUCUCAACGACAUUUUGUAUAUUUUUCAGAAAUUGACUAUUACUUUCACAGUCUCACUAAAUCGAUAGUUAUAAUAUGUAAAUGAAUUAAAAAGUUUAACAAAUCAUAAUUGAUUAAUGUCCAUAGUUUUGUCAAACGACACGCCUAAAUGACGUCGUGUUUGACCUUUCAUCGAGCAAAAUUUUCGAGACUCGACUCUGGAAUCUCUAUCAACUCAGCACUCCCCGUUCCCGAACACACAAAACGACUCUGAGUUAGACUCGCCCUCUCAAACAAUUCCCUCUGUUCCGAUUCUCCUCAACAUUUCCUCCGACAACGAAUCGGCCAUGGCCGGCCAGCGCAACGACUACGGCAAGAGAUCGCAUUCCCAGUCCGACUACGGCGGCGGCAAGCGCCACAACCCGGCGGGCGACGAGACCGGCGAACUCCAGCACGGGAUUGGCAGCGACGACACCGUCUACCGCUACUUGUGCCCUCUCCGAAAGAUUGGGAGCAUUAUCGGCCGUGGCGGGGAGAUCGCCAAGCAGCUGAGGGCCGAGAGCAGGUCAAGUAUUCGAAUCAGCGAAUCGAUUCCAGGGUUUGACGAGCGCAUUGUCACGAUUUACAGCUCCAGCGAGGCGACCAAUCCGUUUGGGGAGGACGAGGAACUGGUCUGCCCAGCUCAGCACGCUCUCUUUCUCGUUCACGACAGGGUUGUGGCGGAGGAGCUGGGAGGCGACGGCGGCCGUGGCGGCGGUCGUGGUGGCGGGACUAGUGAUGAGGAAGUGGAAGAAGAGGAUGAGCUUGGGGAAGUUCAGCAGAAGCAAGUUACUUUAAGAAUGCUUGUUCCUUCCGAUCAGAUUGGGUGUGUUAUUGGUAAGGGCGGGCAGGUGAUUCAGAGCAUUCGGAGUGAGACCGGUGCUCAGAUUCGGAUUCUGAAAGAUGAACACCUUCCCCCUUUUGCCUUAACUAACGACGAGCUUCUCCAGAUUGUAGGAGAACCUGCAGUUGUGAAGAAGGCGCUUCUUCAAGUAGCGACUCGCCUUCAUGAGAAUCCCUCUCGCUUCCAGCACUUGCUUUUGUCUACUUCCAACAACCCGUAUCAGUCUGGUGGCAUGUUCGCAGCACCAAAUGCUGGUGUCCCAGCAAUGGGUGCUUAUGGAAGCUACAAAGGUGGCUGGCCAUCCUCGUACCCUGAUUCAAGAGACGAUGGUGGGUCUGCCAGGGAUUUUGCUGUUCGCUUGCUCUGUCCAAUUGGAAAUAUUGGAAGUGUGAUUGGGAAAGGAGGUGCUAUAAUCAAACAAAUUCGUCAGGAAACUAGGGCUUCCAUCAAAGUUGAUAGCUCCGCUGCUGAAGGAGAUGAUUGCGUUAUCUUUGUAUCAGCAAAAGAGGUUUUGGAUGAUCAAUCUCCGACUAUCAAUGCAGCACUGAAAUUGCAGCCUCGAUGCAGUGAGAGAACUGAAAGGGACUCUGGAGAUUCUGUACUCACCACCCGUUUACUUGUACCAAGAUCACAGGUUGGAUGCCUUAUGGGUAAAGGUGGGUCCAUUAUUUCUGAGAUGAGGAGUGUAACUAGGGCAAGUAUAAGGAUUCUUUCUGAGGAUAAUCUUCCCAAGAUUGCCACUGAAGAGGAUGAAAUGGUGCAGAUCACUGGAAACCAUGAUGUUGCCAGCAAUGCCCUUUUACAAGUAAUGCUAAGGUUGAAAGCGAAUGUAUUUGGAAGAGACGGUGCCCUAUCUUCAUUUCCUCCGGCACUUCCAUAUGUCCCAAUGUCUUUGGACAUGUCAGAUGGUCUGAAACAUGGAGGGCGAGAUAGUCAAUCUCGUGUACAUGGUGGUUACCCAUCAUCUUCUGGGACAUAUGGUGAUGGUUAUCCCAAUCCCUUGGGUGGUGAAAGUGGUGGUUAUGGUGCAUAUGGCAGCUUGUCUUCUGGUCGAUCCAAUAGUGCUGGGUUGGCGGGUCAAAGCCCCAUGUCGCAAAGAAAGCAUCAUGGAUAUUAAUCUCCAUUAUUGGGCAGCAGGUAUUUGGGUUUUGAUCUUUUCCUUAGUUUUGGUAGUGAUUCAAAAGCAUGCGAUUAGUUUCUUUGUUCUUAUUUAAAGGGCGUAUCACCACAAUGAUCACGUCUUUUCCAACCUUCCUAGUUCUAGAACUCUAAUACACCUUUCUGCCUGUGUUGCCUUUCCCUCUGCUAUCUAAACAGCACCGAUCUACAAAUCCCGAAGCCUGCCCCUAUGCCCAUUUGAUGAAGCCUUCAGCCUAGAACAGAAAAUGCUCACAGAUGACCCACGUUUGAGAAAAAUUGUACUUCACCUUGGUCCACCCACUCGAUGCUUUCUUUGGACCUGUGAUCUGAUGAUGCAACUGAUCAUUCAAUUCCUGGACCUUGACACGAUAAUUUAAGUUUUUAAGCUGCUUGCUCAAGGCAUUCUCUGUGCCUAUAUGGCAUGCUUUUAAUGUAACAGCUAUAAUAGUUAGUGUAUCAGUAUAAUGUUUGCAAACUAGUCCUCUUCCUUUAGAGAUACUCAUAUAGCAACUGGUUGUUGUAGUUUUUAAUCAGCAUAAUGGUUGAGAUAUUGGUUAUAUAACCAUUCUAUCCUUCCAUGCUGUAUCAUCAUGUCAUUGUAGGCUUGCUUCAUUUGUUUUAUUUCUUAUAACAUCUGCUUCUACUCUCUGUAUGAUUCAAACUUCCGAACUGGAGCUAUCCUUUGUUUAAUAUCUUUUUCACUAUGCUUUGCCGCAGUUUUCCUUAGUGAUGUGAGAUUGAAUUAUUUGACACCAUGAGAAGUAGUUUGUGAGUUUGAAAGCACAUAUCUUGGUAUGGUAUGUGUUCAGGUUUGUUGUGGGAAUAUAGCAAUGGGCACGAUUUACCUGCGAGGUAAUGGUGCAUAUUGGGGGUGAUCUCCUUCAAGAUGUCAGUUCAAUGAAGGUAAAUGGUAGGGUAGGAGCCGUUUUCCCCCUUCUUCUAUAGAUUGCUUCAAGUUUCAUAGGCCUUGGUUGUGCAAUAUACAUUUCUUCAUGAACUUUCAAGCUGAUGCAGGGUUGACGUGUGUUUGAUAUUCUGUGGAUGCCAAGAAGGGGUAUGUAUUUCUGCUGUCCUUUUCUAAUAUUGGCCACCUUAAUUAAUAACAUACACACUAUAGGGGUAUUAUGUAUUUUUUUUCCUUCUGCUGGAGACUACUGAAAUAGGAUUGUUCAUGGGUAUAGUCCUCGGGCUGCAUUUAGUAGCAUGAAGAUUGUAACCAUCAAUGAGAAGUAGGUCAUGUAACCGUUGUUGCAGGUGGAACCCGAAUACCGGAUUUUGCUUUGAUGAGUGGCCAGCAGCCAGUAGACGGCAAGGGAUCUUUACUUGGACAAGAAAGCACAAGGGAAAAG